CACACACACACCGACUCCUCCUGCUGCUGCUACAGGAUAUUUACCUCUAUUUGAUGUAUGUGCACAUUUACAGACUACAGCCAAGAAACAACAUUUGGACCUAUAAUCUCUGAUUAUACUUCUAAACAAAUCCCAUGUGGACGGAAGAUGACGCGCUCAGCCUCCGUGGACGCGAGACCGUAGCGAUGCCUCAGCUUGUGUGAGCUGAUAGUUUCCUCUUUGACUCUUGUCACCGUGGACUCGUCUUUCUCCCACAACUUCCGCAGCCGAAGGAGAAUUUGUGUUCAUCUCUUUGUUGUUCCCGGAGAUGACUGAAAUCAGCGAGAAGGAGAAUGAGGCCACCGUGCCCAGCCAGCCGGAAUCAAAGUUGCAGCGACUGAAGCGCUCCCUCUCCUUCAAAGCCGUCAUGCGCAGCAAGAGUGUGGACAACUUCUUCCAGCGCAGCAACGGUGAAACGCGGCCACCUUCGGCCCUCAUCAACCCACCUCCAACAACUCCCGCCUUCUCCGAGUUACCCCCGACCUAUGAGCAUUCCCCCUCGCUGUCCCCGUCCAUCAGCCCCGACCCUUCGUUGUCGUCGCACUCGCCUUCUGUGAGCCCCUCGCUCUCCGUCACCUCCAAAACCCAGCCAAAGAGCCAGGUGCAGCCAGCUAAGACUCACUGCUUUCAGGAGCACGUCUUCCGCAGGGCAACCAGCUGCCAACGAUGCAAACACAUGAUCCAAGGAAACUCCAAGCAGGGGCUGCGAUGUAAAGCCUGUAAGCUUGCCACUCACCUCUGGUGCUCGUCGGAGCUUUCCCAGCAGCCCUGCAAUGGCAAGACUGGAGCCUUCAAGAGAAACUUCAGCUCUCCGCUGCUCACCAUUGAUCCGCUGGGUGUGGUCAGAGAGGCUCCUGCUGCUCAGGAAGCAGAUAAUGGCAUUGUUGACCCCGUGUAUGAAGCACUGCGCUACGGGACAUCGCUGGCUCAGAUGAGUCGCUCCAGCUUCGGCAGUAUCUCAGAGUCUCCCUGUCAUGAGGCAGAGAAACUGCAAGACAAACUAGAAAACCAGCCUAUAGCGGAAGAGGAACACAUCCCAGGAAUGCUCACCCCUCCUGAAAGCGAGAAGGCAGAUUCAGAAGACAGGGUCAGUCUGAAGACUUCCAAACGAGUAGAGGUCCACUCCAUCCACACUUACGUGGCGCUCUACAAGUUCCUCCCUCAGGAGAAGGACGACUUGGAGCUACAGCCUGGAGACAGAGUCCAAGUCACAGAUGACGCCAAUGAGGACUGGUGGAAGGGGAAAAGCAGAGACAAGGUGGGAUUUUUCCCAGCCAACUUUGUGCAGCGGGUCCGCCCCGGUGAGCGGGUGUGGAAGGUCACCGCCGGUUUCCACGGCAACCGAGACAAAGGCCAGAUGACUGUAAAGGAGGCCCAGAUCUGUGUGGGGAAGAACGAGGACGUCGACGGUUUCCUGCGGCUGACGAGCGGCAAGAAGAGAGGCCUGGUCCCUGUGAAGUAUCUGCUGGAAAUAUGAUGGCGGCGCAUUUCUCCGUGACCCUCGGUUUGAUUAGAGACGUUCACUAUGACAGAGAGAUGCUCAGGAGUGUUUACCCAAACACCUCUCUGACCACCAGCCACCCACAUCUCCACCCCCCUCCAAAAACAGUGGCAUGGAAGUAGCAGCUCGAGUGGACGACACCGACGACGACGACCGACAAUGUGGUUUUUGACCACAGAGGUGAAAGGUUACGACGGGGGGCGGACUUUUCUUCACAGUUCUUUAGAGCUACUGUUUUGGUUUUUUUUACCGUAGCACAACUUUUACUUUGUGUGGUUUCAUACACACUCACCACAGAUAUGUAGCAUCACAUAAAAGGGGAUACGUGUGCAGGAAGUUUGGCUACCUCAUUAGCCACCUUUAUUGGCCUCCCACCUGCGAAAAAGACAAGAGGAUGACUUUAUGACGACGCCGAGGCCCGUCUGAGGACCUUCCUGUCUUCAUUCUGUUGUUUGUGAAAACGAGACAUACAAGAUUGUGAAGGAUUGUAGCCCAUUUUGUCCGGUUGUUUCCUCUUGGUUCAGUAGAUUCAGCUAAAGUAAUGAAAUGACACAGUUUUGUGGAUUUGCAGACUCGCACAUGUGCGCCCAGCUGCUCUCGUGUCGGAUUCCUCAUGUGUCACUGCUGCUAUUCGCCACAAAACGAUUCAGGUAUUACAUCAUGUACAAAUUUUAAAAGAAUUCUCUGCCACACGUUGGUCAAAUGAAAGUCACAACACACACACACACACACACACACACACACACUGUAUGUCAGACUGUUCUGCUGUGAUUAGAUUACAGUGCAUUUUUGCUCUUCACAGCACCGAUGUGACAAAUGCUCUCCGUGCACCUCAGGGGAGCUUCUCUCUCUCUCGCUCUCUCUCUGUUUCGCUCGCCGUACGCCCUUCAGUCACACUCACAGAUUUUUAUAGUUCCCUCUGUUCCGUGCAACGCUAAAGAUCAGUCACUAGCUUCUGCUUCCUUGUUGUUCUAGUCUGCGUCGUCCAUGGUUUAUGUGCAUCUAAUGUCCCGUAUUAUUCAGUCGCCCGUUUGCCGCCUCGUGUGUGUUUUCUUCCAGGGAGCAAAAAGGAAAAAAAAUAAAUAAUGACAAUAAUAAAAUUCAGGAUAAUGAAUUAAAAACCAAACUCAGUGUUGUCACAGAAGAUCAUAAACUUGUCCGAAACACGCUGAGAUUUCUUUUGAUAAAUGGCUACGUUUCCUCCCAGCACACGUGGUUACUCUUAAGUAACAAUGAGGGACUGUUAUGUUAUUGUUGCUGUAAUUAAAGGUGAUAAAGGGCAAUCGUGACCUCACAUCGUUUGAUUUAUUGCUCUAUUACAAUAAACCACAAGGCAGGAAUACACUGCCUUUGUUGCAGCAAUAACUGUAAAUACAACAAUGACAGUAUUGUGUGUGUGUAUAUAUGUAUAUAAAUAUCGGCUCUGAAUAGCACUCUGACCUGGUGGACUGCAGCUAUCCAUGAGCCAAGUAAGGGCAUUAACUACAGGAGAUUAUUCUUUAUUGUCCCACUUAUAAAUGUAUGUAAUGCAUCUAUAUGCUUAAAUAACACCUCGCCCUGUCAGCACAAAUCUUUUUAAAUACUACUAUGCACAACUGUUGUGGUCACUCACUCUAGUUUGCUUGUGUACUCUCUCUCUCUCUUACACACACACACACACACACACACACACACACACACACACACAUGCCUGUGUCAGUUCUAACUGUGCUUUUGCUUUGUCGAUAAUGAUUCAUGUUUCCCGUUCUCGGACUAGAACCACGACUGGCUCAGGAUCAGUAUUACCCAGGUAAAAUACCAUUAUUACUUCAAUGCACAGUACCAUGCUGGUUCUCUGCAUGGCUCGCUGCUCACAACUCUCAAUAAAAGUUUGAUGAAA
This is a messenger RNA of Solea senegalensis (Senegalese sole), 3419 nucleotides long. Its product is annotated as SH3 and cysteine-rich domain-containing protein 2-like. Gene Ontology annotation, molecular function: protein binding. Lineage: Eukaryota; Metazoa; Chordata; Actinopteri; Pleuronectiformes; Soleidae. Bases 308 to 1516 code for a protein of 402 amino acids. The record is from RefSeq and is a predicted model, not a curated record. The transcript has 11 exons. Gene Ontology annotation, biological process: skeletal muscle contraction; positive regulation of voltage-gated calcium channel activity; positive regulation of protein localization to plasma membrane. Gene Ontology annotation, cellular component: extrinsic component of cytoplasmic side of plasma membrane.